Messenger RNA from Rhizophagus irregularis DAOM 181602=DAOM 197198, 2061 nucleotides. NCBI's taxonomy places the organism in Eukaryota, Fungi, Glomeromycota, Glomeromycetes, Glomerales, Glomeraceae. The record is from RefSeq and is a predicted model, not a curated record.
AUGGUCAGUGUGGGUAUCGUAUGGCCGUCGUUUACUAUUAAAAAUAAUCAGAUCCAAUUAAAUAAAUUGCAACGCGAAAAUGCCAACCUUGAAAUUGGGGGUAUCGCAAUUUUAUCGCGUAUAAAAUGCGUUAAUAUAGGUGCGUCUAAAAUUGUACUAAACCCGGGAAGUGCCAAUUUUCCCAUCGAUCAAACGUUUAAUAUUUAUAUGAAGGAAAUAUUAAUGGACAUUAAGUAUUUAAUGAAAGGUAAUCAUAUAGAAUUUCAGUAUCAUGGGAUAACAAGAAGUUUUCGUGUGGAAGAAAUAAGAUCUAUGAAAGAUGAGAAAGCUAUUAGUGAUGAUUUCUCAGAAAUCGAGUUAUACCCAAUUAGCCGAGACACAUCUGUUAAUGUUACUAAAGGUAGAAAUAUAAAUGACGAAUCUCUUGAAAUCGGUUAUGAUUCAAUUGGUGGAUUAUCAGAAGAAAUUAAGAUAAUUCGCGAGAUUGUAGAAAAUUCUUUAAAAAAUCCAGAGCUAUUUAUACAAUUUGGAUUACAACCACCUAAGGGAAUUCUUUUAUAUGGACCUCCAGGUACCGGAAAAACAUUAAUUGCGCGUGCAGUCGCGUCGGAAACUGGAUCAAAUGUAAUUUGCGUGAAUGGUCCAGAAAUUUUAAGUAAAUUUUAUGGAGAAACAGAAACAAAAUUAAGAGAUAUAUUUGAACAAGCUGCUGAAAAUGCACCUUCAAUCAUUUUUAUUGAUGAAAUUGAUGCGUUAUGUCCUAAACGUGAUGAGGCAGGAAAUGAAUUAGGAAAACGUAUUGUAGCGACACUUCUCACUCUAAUGAAUGGAAUCACUAAUAAAAAAACUCAUGGAGUACACCAUGAUCGCAUUAUAAUUAUUGGAGCAACAAACCGUCCAAACGCUUUAGACCAAGCAUUAAGAAGACCAGGAAGAUUUGAUCGUGAAAUCGAAAUUGGGAUUCCAAAUUCCACUUCGCGACAUUCUAUCUUAUCAACUUUAUUGGAAAAGAUUCCAAAUACUCUUACAUCCGAAGAAAUCAACGCAUUAGCAUCAAAAUCCCAUGGCUAUGUUGGCGCUGAUCUGGCCGCUACCUGUCGCGAAGCCGGACUAAAAGUCAUUAAAAGGUGUAUAAAAGAAAAUAAACGAGACUUUGUAAAGAUUAAUAUACAAGAUAUGGAAGCUGCCAUGGCUGAAAUCCGACCAAGUGCUAUGCGUGAGAUUCUUUUGGAAGUUCCCAAAGUUUAUUGGUCAGAUAUAGGUGGUCAAAAAGAGAUCAAACAAAAAUUAAAGGAAUCAAUAGAAUGGCCAUUACAGCACCCCGAGGCCUUUCUAAGAUUAGGUAUAAGACCUCCAAAAGGUAUAUUGUUAUAUGGACCCCCCGGUUGUAGUAAAACUCUUAUGGCUAAAGCUUUGGCAACCGAAGCUGGUUUGAAUUUUAUUGCCGUGAAAGGUCCUGAGCUUUUUAGCAAAUGGGUUGGCGAAUCAGAGAAAGCCGUUCGUGAAAUAUUUCGCAAAGCACGUGCAGCUUCUCCUUCAAUCAUAUUUUUUGACGAAAUUGAUGCUCUUACUGUCAAACGUGGUGUAGGAGAAGGUGGUACUUCAGUUGCAGAUCGGGUUUUAUCACAAUUAUUAAAUGAAUUAGAUGGAAUUGAACCAUUGGUUAAUGUAACUAUUGUAGCUGCAACUAAUCGUCCAGAUAUCAUUGAUAGUGCGUUAUUAAGACCUGGUCGCAUUGAUCGUAUAUUGUAUGUAAGCCCACCGGACUUACAAUCUAGGAGAGAAAUUUUUAAAAUUCAGUUAAAAAAAAUGUCACAUGCGAAGGGCGUUAAUCUUGAGGAAUUAGCAACCAAGACCGACGGAUAUUCUGGUGCCGAAAUUGUAGCUAUUUGUCAAGAAGCUGCUUUACUUGCUAUGGAUGAAGAUCUUGAGGCUGAAGAAGUAAGGAUGGAACACUUCCUCAAAGCAACCACUUCUUUUACACAUCGUAUUACACGCGAAAUGAUUAGAUUUUAUGAUGAUUUUCGCAAGAAAUUCGACGAUCUUCAAAAUAUAAAAUGA